Messenger RNA from Larimichthys crocea (large yellow croaker), 1297 nucleotides. It is a transcript of the gene alyref, whose product is annotated as Aly/REF export factor. Bases 173 to 1006 code for a protein of 277 amino acids. NCBI's taxonomy places the organism in Eukaryota, Metazoa, Chordata, Actinopteri, Sciaenidae. Gene Ontology annotation, cellular component: nucleus. Gene Ontology annotation, biological process: mRNA export from nucleus. The transcript is spliced from 6 exons. The record is from RefSeq and is a predicted model, not a curated record. Gene Ontology annotation, molecular function: mRNA binding.
CGUGCAGGACGCACCGAGGCGGUUUGUCUACAUACGGCGGACGUUGGUUCAUUGUGUUUCUCCUCGGCGCUGUGUUGAGCUGUGAAAGGGCGAAGAGAGGGACCAAUCGAGGCUAGGGCGUAUUUUUUUAAACUAUAUUCUGUUGAAAGUUUAGCACUAUCGGGGCAGCAUAAUGGCCGAUAAGAUGGAUAUGUCUCUAGACGACAUUAUCAAGCAGAACAGGCAGCAGCGAGGCGGAGGCCGCGGAGGAAGAGGUCGAGGCCGCGGAGGCUCAGGCGGCGGCCGAGGCGGCGGAGGAGGCGCUGGGCGUCUUGGAGUCAGCGGCGGAGGAGGAGGAGGAUUUGGAGGCCGAGGCGGCGGAUCCGGCCCCAUGAGGAGCCGACAGAACCUGAACCGCGGUAGAGGCAGACCAACGCCUUACAGCAGGCCUAAACAGCUUCCCGAUAAGUGGCAGCAUGACAUGUUUGACAACGGCUUCAGCGGCUUCAAUGGCGCUGCUGGGGGCGGCGGAGGAGCCGGUGUGGAAACUGGAGGGAAGCUCCUCGUCUCCAAUCUCGACUUUGGGGUGUCAGAUGCAGACAUUCAGGAACUCUUUGCUGAAUUUGGGACUCUGAAGAAGGCUGCAGUUCAUUACGACCGGUCGGGGAGAAGCCUGGGAACUGCAGACGUCCACUUCGAAAGGAGGGCAGACGCUCUGAAGGCCAUGAAACAGUACAACGGAAUCCCACUCGAUGGGCGACCUAUGAACAUACAACUCGUCACAUCACAGAUCGACACACAGAGGCGACCUAUGCAAGGUCUGAACAGAGGUGGUGGAGGCAUGAACAGAAAUCGUGGCGGCGGCUUCGGAGGCAUGCAGAGAGGACGUGGCGGACGUGGUGCAGGCGGUGCCAGAGGAAGGGGUCGAGGUGGCCGAGGAGGCGGUGGCACUAGUAAGCAGCAGCUGUCAGCAGAGGAACUCGACGCCCAGUUAGACGCCUACAAUGCCAGGAUGGACACCAGCUAAGAAAUGAAGCUCCUCCGAGUUGUCGUCCCUUCUUGUCUGCACAGAAGGGUUGUUGUUACAAAUGUGCAGAAUAUUUUACACUUGGUUGUCUUCUGAUGUGAUUGAGAUUAUUGUCCUAAAUUCUUCUUUUAAAUGCUCCGAAGUGUUUUUUACCAGUAUUUUUUUUCUUCCCCUUUUUCUGAUGAAAAUGGUUUUGGCUGUAGGUAAAUGUGGACUGGUGUUUUCCCAGUUCUUUCCUCUACCCUGUAGUUAAUGAACUUGUAAUAAAACCUGCAGUGCAUAUUAACCAAA